Molecule: messenger RNA, 3338 nt
Organism: Ciona intestinalis (vase tunicate)
Lineage: Eukaryota; Metazoa; Chordata; Ascidiacea; Phlebobranchia; Cionidae
Source: RefSeq, a predicted model, not a curated record
AUGCUAGUAAACAAAAACCUUACGCACUAAAUAAAUGAAGGUAACAACUUACUUUAACCUUGCGUGGCGGGGCAACGACAGUCGUUAUCCCACGGAUGUUCAUACACUUUGUGUCAGCUUACGAGUUACCAUGUAUGUUACUUUGUGGGCGAUUGUUGUUGGUUUUGGACUUUUUUAUUGUUUUUUUUUUGUAGUGUAUGGCUGAUAAUUUGGACAGCCCAUUAGUGACCACUGGGUUGGAGCAAUUGCCGUUAAGUGCCUUGAACCCAUUAUCUCUGGGUGUAUACGAAAAUGCGCGCGAACCACUUUGGCACGGCGCCGGUUCUUAUACCAAGAAGCUAUCAAUGCAUGGGGUGUGAGUACAUGGUGUAACAUGGCGAGGAUUUGGUAGGUGCUAUAUACAUCACCGUUGAUCGGCAGCAUUGUGUGAUUAGUUCUUUGUGGUCCCGACAUUACAAUUGGAGGUUUUCGGCUUCCCAUGGCCACGGGUUGGCAGUAGUGCAUCAGCCACUCCUGAUUUCGUAACACACUGUUUUAGUGAUGUUAUAAUUUGGUCUCACAAAGUUUUCAGCCAGGCAUAAAAUAUCUGUGUGUACGAAAAGGUUGUGCCCAUUGAUAUUGUUGAUUUACACAAUGAAAGUCAGGUCGCUUUACAUAAACAGUCGACCUGAAACUAAAUUCAAUGAACUGACGCGAGGGAGAGAAUGCUUGUCUUUGUCCCAAAGGUUAUAUGGUAAUUAGGCUGGUAUACUAGCUGGGGCGUAUUGGAGCUUUCGAUGCAGACGUGUUUUUAACUUGAGUGCUUUGUGUUGAAUUGAGCUGUCUCUGCUAAUUUCGACCUUUUAAGUUUAUUUUGCGUUUCCCGACGACAAGGUGCUGAAUGAUGGGCGUGUGUAUGCCACCUGUUAUACCAGGGGGUGGGUAUAACGCUGCAUUGUUUGUUGGUGGAGAAGGCGAUUUCCUGGGCAAUGGAAGUUAUGGGAAGGUGUGGCGAGCGUUUCAUAAAACCUACAGAACAGUAGCUGUUAAAGUUUGCGUGUUGAAUGGACCAAAAACGACAGCUACGAAAGAAUUUGAGAAUGAGAUUAAUCACAUGUGGAGUACCAACGACUGUCCGUACAUUGUUCGUUGUCAUGGUUACUUCACCAACUUUGAUUUGGCGGGAAUAGUGAUGGAGUAUAUGGAGUAUGGGACUCUGUUCGAGUUGUUACACCAUCGGCCACCAAUUGAGAUUCCAAUUGAACUGAAAAUUCGAUUUGCGCAAAACAUAACGAUGGCUUUAGAUUACUUGCAUAACACCAGACAUGACCAACGAUUUAUACACGGGGACAUAAAGACGUUGAACAUUUUGCUCGAUCGUUUUCUGGUGGCAAAAAUCUCGGAUUUCGGUGGUUGUAGGCUGCGCACUGUUACGGAGAAUUUGAACCUCGGUGGAAGGGGCCGAGAUUUGAAGCCUGGUGAAAGGAAUGUGUUCACUAUACAGUAUGCUGCUCCCGAGGUGUUGUUGAACCCGGAGUCCGAGCUCAGGGCGGCGGCCGAUGUUUAUAGUUGCGGAGUGGUUUUGUGGGAAAUUUACACCGGGGAUGUCCCGCACAAACAAUAUCGAACCAUUGAUAAGUUGGAGCAUGAUAUUUGUACGAACAAAGCGAAAUUAAAAAUACCCCAUUCCGAUGAAGCAAGCGCUGUAAAACAAAGCAUGAUAAAACUGAUUCAAAGAUGUCUGGCUCAUUCUGCCCGCAAACGAAUCACAGCAAACGCGGCGGUUCAAUACAUUGUUGGUAAUGCCGCCAUUGAUCCAUUGAUAGUAGAUAGACAGGUUAUACUGGUGCGUGAAUGCUUAAAUCCCAUUAGUUAUAACAGGAGGCCGUGUAGCGAAAACAGCACAGAUAUUGUAUCUGCGAUGCGCGAGCAAGAAAAUUCAAGGCGACCCUGUCCACCCGACCAUCCACGCAAAACGGCCAAAGGGCAAGUUACGAAUUGGAAGGGAAGCUUCUUGGAAAACUUUAAAUGGAUUAAGAUUCGUAAUCCAAAGGACUUUGAUAAAUGGUACGAUUCUCUCUUCGUGGAAGCUAUAAAUAAAAUCUUUCCAAAACCAGGACCUCGAGAGGAUCACACAGACAACGGUGGCAAGGGCAGUGAGUCGGCGAAGAUGGAUGAAGCUCGAGCUUUUCCUGCCCCAUCACGAAAGAAAGUGGGACGAGUGCCAAGGCCUUGGGCUCACAAGACACGUUUAGUAUGCUUGCUGUGUGGUGAUGAUGGUGUUGGAAAACAUCAGGCGGUGAUUUAUGACUUGUAUGGUAAAACUAAUUCACAAAAACACAAGGAAUACAUAUCUCAACGCAAAGUCAGUGGGAAAACUUGUUCACUUAAAUACAUGUUCCCAAUCGAUGAACCUGAAGCUGUAAACGUUAUCUUGUACUGUUUCUGCAUUACUGAUGAAAAUAGUUUCGUAAACCUGGUUGGUGAGUGGGUGCCAAACAUGGAGAAAAAGCACAAAGGUGUUCCGAGUAUCCUGGUAGGACUACAGGGCGAACUACGCAGCUGUUCCACUUCCAAACCGAUAGGUAUAGACGUUCUGCUGAACGCCGCACACAAAAUCGGUGCGAAGGAAUACUUGGAAUGUUCAGCAACCACAGGCUACAAUAUAAACCAUUUAUUUGAUUUCGCAUUUGCUUUGGCGCUUGAAAAUGCGACCACGCCACGUUCGACCAAGUUUCAUGUUUAGUGAUUAGUGUGCAAGCAACGCUGUUAAUAAUGAUGUAUUAUAGCAGUAGCAUAAUAGCUUUGAACUAAAAUCAAACAAUUGAAACCAGAGUCCGUUUAUAUACGGAUUGAAACGGCUCCAUUAAUACUUUUUAAACUCCAUUGGCAAUAUUUCAUGAUUUAGUUUUUAUCAGAAAAUGUUUUGUAUUAUGUGUAUAUACCAACGAUGCAUUUAUGUGCUAUGUACAAAUAAUGGAAAAUCUAGUUUUAUAACAUUGUUUUAGAUAAUAUAUACGCGAAAGCUUGACCUAAUAUCGGCUGUAUGUUUAUAUGUGGUUCUUUGUAUUCCAUGGUGGAUUGGGUUUAAUUUGGAAAUACUUUACCAAUAAAUCCGUGCCAGGGACAUUGUCAGCUGUUAUAAUAAAAUCUUAGUAAGGCUUCUAUAAAUUAAACAAAUGUACUUAUUUAAAAAUAAUGUCAGCAAAAUUAAUAAACUCUGGCUCCACGCAGGUUGUACGUAGCUACAAACACAUUUUUAUUCCGUGUCUAUCUAUUAAAGGUUUGCUCUCUUGUUUCCUAAUAGUAACGAAUCAGGUGAUUCACCACAACCGACAAACGUGACUCAGCAAACCGGA